AUGGUUAGCGGAAAAGAUGAGACAUCAGUACAGGGGUACGCAGAGUGCCUGAGAAAGCUAUAUGGAACACAUUCGCUAAAACUGGGACUAGAAAGAACCAAGGUACUAAGCGAGUGCUUCGGCAACCCAGGGGAUACGUACAAGACGGUUCAUGUGGCUGGGACGAAUGGAAAAGGCUCCGUGUCACACAAAAUAAGUAUGUGUUUAAGAAUGCGUAACUACAAAGUAGGUCUCUUUACAUCACCACAUGUGUUCUCCAUAAGAGAAAGAAUGAAAGUAAAUGAUGAGUGCAUAUGUCAAGAAGAAUUUGUCUCUCUGGUUCAAGAUGUUCUGAAAAAAGCAGAGGAGCUGGACAUGAAUCCAACAUUCUUUGAAAUAAUAACAAUCGUUGCAUUUCUGUUUUUCAAGUCGAAGAAGGUAGAUUAUGCAGUUAUUGAGACGGGGAUUGGAGGUCGACUGGAUGCAACGAACAUUCUGAAGAAGCCCGAAUUAGUUGUUAUCACGUCCAUUGGUUAUGACCACCAACAAUUGCUAGGAGAUCAUCUCAAUUCUAUUUGCGAAGAAAAAAUCGGCAUAAUUAAAGACAGCACAAAUGUUAUCAUUGGUCCUUCUGUAUCGAUCUAUAAAAGCGUCUUCAACAGAGCCAAGGAUUUGAACUGUGUCCUUCAUGUCGUACCACCAGAACCUCGUGGAGAAUCCUUUAACGAGGAGAAUACAAGAAUAGCAACAGAGGCACUCAAGAUAUUAAAGGUGAAUAUCUCCUCGGAUCCUAUUUUGAAAACAGUCGUCUCUCUUAAGCCUCCACUAAGGAUGCAGUACCUUGCUAUUGAACAGGUUGAACAUGUUAAGAAGAAAAUAUCUCCAUCUUUUGGAAUUUCCACUAAUGCGAAUGCAAAGAGUAUUGGCACCUGCCUCCCCUUAGCUGUCAUCCUAGAUGUCGGUCACAACGAAACAGCUAUCAAUCGGCUCUGCCAAGAAAUAAACUAUUUCCACAAGGGAAAGCCUAUACGGGUCUGUGUCUCGGCGACCCGCCCACGUAGCUUGGCAAUCUUUCAGCCCCUCGUUGCGCACUUCCAGGGAUUCCUCCAGGAUAUUCUCUACCUCCCCUGCAUGAACGAACGCACAUACGACUUCUGUGAAGUUUCGAACAUGCUCAGUAAAGAUGAACAAAUAACACAAGAACUGCGCGGGCAUUUACUCCGCAGUGCAGAGAAGGUAACUUCGUGGCUGGAAAAUGCCCGCAAGGAGGACUCAUCGGAAGGAAACCUCUACACACGUGGCAUAAUCCCCCUGAUUGUGAAGAAUGCCUUCCUGAAUUGUUGCCAGGAAAAUUCCAUUUUACUUAUCUGUGGAACCUUUUUCAUGUUUGAAGAAGUUCUAGCCGUCCUUGAUAUCCACUCGGAUCUGCAGGACCCCAUUUCGAUGAACGAACCAUCUUCUACUUGA
Messenger RNA from Plasmodium knowlesi strain H, 1446 nucleotides. Its product is annotated as dihydrofolate synthase/folylpolyglutamate synthase, putative. The record is from RefSeq and is a predicted model, not a curated record. The transcript has 4 exons. Gene Ontology annotation, biological process: folic acid-containing compound biosynthetic process. Bases 1 to 1446 code for a protein of 481 amino acids. Gene Ontology annotation, molecular function: dihydrofolate synthase activity; tetrahydrofolylpolyglutamate synthase activity; ATP binding. Lineage: Eukaryota; Apicomplexa; Aconoidasida; Haemosporida; Plasmodiidae. Gene Ontology annotation, cellular component: cytoplasm; cytosol; mitochondrion.